Oncorhynchus tshawytscha (Chinook salmon) is the source of this 6642-nucleotide messenger RNA. RefSeq names its product adenylate cyclase type 6. NCBI's taxonomy places the organism in Eukaryota, Metazoa, Chordata, Actinopteri, Salmoniformes, Salmonidae. The transcript is spliced from 23 exons. Gene Ontology annotation, cellular component: plasma membrane. The record is from RefSeq and is a predicted model, not a curated record. Gene Ontology annotation, molecular function: adenylate cyclase activity. Gene Ontology annotation, biological process: adenylate cyclase-activating G protein-coupled receptor signaling pathway; adenylate cyclase-inhibiting G protein-coupled receptor signaling pathway; intracellular signal transduction. Bases 374 to 4015 code for a protein of 1213 amino acids.
GGCUUACUGAGUUAAUGAGAAUGUAUGAGGGUGAGAGAGCGUUGAGAAGAGCAAAGCGCGAACGAGAGAUUUGUACAUUUGUAGCCGUUCCCUUCGAUUGUCGCCUAAGGACGUCGACUGAUAAACGUUUUCAUCUGAAACGAGAAGACAGCAGAGUAUGUCUACCAACACAGAGGGAGAAAAGUAGUCCAUAUUGCGCGCUAUUCGUACAAGGGUGUCAGUCAAUGUGUAGUGGGCCACUCCAAGGCAGACACACUCCUCCAAUGUGUCCUUGUCCAGUCCUUGUGUGAUCUGAUCUGGGACCAGUGGGAUAAAUGAGUGGCCUGGCUGAGGAUCGCAGCGUUGGCACACACCACAAAGCCUACACAGUAGGAUGUCGUGGGUCCGAGGCUUCUUCGUAGCCAAAGUGGACGAACGAAAGACCGCGUGGGGGGAGCGCAAUGGCAGAAAGUCCAACAAGCGGAAGAACGGUUGCUCAGGGUCAUCUCUCUGCAAGCCCCGCUGCAUGAGCUGCCUGCGGGACGCUGAGGACCUGGAUCCCACCCCUCCCACCCCCCAGCACUACCACCGUGGAGGAGGGGGGUCCGGCCCCAGCGGAGGGGGUAACUUUGGGAUGCGCUGUGGCUGGCAGGAGGACCACUAUGGGAAACGGACCGGGGCGGCGGGAGACCUGGGGUUGAAGGCCGUGGAUCUGGGGUUUGAUGACGGAGACCUGACAGGGAGGAAAUGUCCAGGGGAGGAGGAUUUGGGGGAAGGAACGGGGGAGGACGGAGGAACAUGCAAUGCCUUCACAGCCGCGGAGUGCUGGAUGCGCGUCGUACGAGUGUUCCAGUCGAAGAAGUUCACGUCGGCGAAACUGGAACGUCUGUACCAGCGCUACUUCUUCAGGCUCAACCAGAGCUCUCUGACUAUGCUGAUGGGUGUCCUUGUCAUAGUCUGCGGCGUCAUGCUAGCCUUCCACUGUGUCCACGCUCCACCUGACGUAGCCUACGCCUCGGUGCUCUCCGUGGCCAUGGCCCUCUUCCUGUCCAUGAUGGUGGUGUGUAACAGGAACGGCUUCCACCAGGACUACAUGUGGAUCGUCAGCUACUUGGUGAUCGGGGUGCUGCUGGUGGUCCAGGUGUUUGGGGUGUUGAUGGUUGCCCCCCGAAGCGCUUCUGAGGGGAUCUGGUGGUCUGUGUUCUUUAUAUACAUAAUCUAUACGCUGUUGCCAGUGAGGAUGAGAGCUGCAGUGCUGAGUGGAGGGGUACUGUCUACCAUACACCUCAUCACCGCAUGGCAACUCAACCAGGAUGAUGUUUUCCUAUGGAAACAGCUGAGUGCCAACGUGUUGAUCUUCCUAUGCACCAACAUGAUAGGUAUCUGUACCCACUACCCCGCUGAGGUAUCGCAGAGACAGGCCUUUCAGGAGACCAGGGGGUACAUCCAGGCCCGGCUCUACCUACAGAGAGAGAAUCAGCAACAGGAGCGCCUGUUGCUGUCGGUGCUGCCGAGGCACGUUGCCAUGGAGAUGAAGGCAGAUAUCAACGCCAAGAAGGAAGAUAUGAUGUUCCACAAGAUCUACAUCCAGAAACAUGACAACGUCAGUAUACUGUUUGCAGACAUCGAAGGAUUCACCAGCCUGGCAUCACAAUGCACCGCACAAGAGUUGGUCAUGACACUGAAUGAACUUUUCGCUCGCUUCGACAAACUAGCUUCGGAGAACCACUGUCUGAGGAUCAAGAUCCUUGGAGACUGCUACUACUGUGUGUCUGGACUGCCUGAACCCAGGGCCGACCAUGCACACUGCUGUGUGGAGAUGGGGGUGGACAUGAUAGAGGCCAUCUCGCUGGUGAGAGAGGUCACAGGGGUCAAUGUGAACAUGCGUGUGGGUAUCCAUAGCGGCCGGGUCCACUGUGGAGUGCUGGGACUCAGGAAGUGGCAGUUUGACGUAUGGUCCAACGAUGUCACUCUAGCCAAUCACAUGGAGGCAGGGGGUGCGGCAGGGCGUAUCCACAUCACGAAGGCCACCCUACAGUACCUGAAUGGGGACUAUGAGGUGGAGCCGGGGUUCGGAGGGGACAGGAAUGCCUAUCUGAAGGAGAACAACAUCGAGACGUUCCUGGUGCUGGGGUGCAGCCAGAAAAGGAAAGAGGAGAAGGCAGCGAUGGCCAAGAGUGCCAUGAUGCAGCGGGUACGUGCCAACUCCACUGAGGGCCUGAUGCCACGCUGGGUACCCGACACAAGGUUCUCCAGGACCAAGGACUCCAAGGUCUUCAGGCAGAUGGGUAUCGAUGAAACAUCCAGACAAGACAACCGCUGUGCCCAAGAGGCCCUGAACCCUGAGGAUGAGGUGGAUGAGUUUCUGGGCCGAGCCAUUGACGCCCGCAGCAUAGACCAACUCCGAAAAGACCACGUCAAGAAGUUCCUCCUCACCUUCCAGACUAAAGACCUGGAGAAGAAGUACUCUAAGAAGGUGGAUGAUCGUUUUGGAGGCUACGUGGCCUGUGGUCUGUUAGUCUUCUGCUUCAUUUGUUUCAUCCAGAUCAUCAUUUUCCCCCACACUCCCCUCAUGCUGGGUCUUUACAUCAGCAUCUUCAUCAUCCUCGUCAACAUCCUCUUCAUCUGUGCCAUCUACUCCUGCAUCAAGCUCUUCCCGGCUGCAUUGCAGACGCUGACUAAGAAGAUCGUCCAGUCUCGUACCAAUAGUACCCUGGUGGGGGUCCUCACCAUCAUACUCCUCUUCAUGUCUGCCUUCGUGAACAUGUUCACCUGUGACAGAGAGGGCCUGGUGGACUGUGUGGUGCGUGAGCGUAACCUGUCCUCCAGUUUGGUGACUCUGUGUCUACUACACAACCUCACACAGUCGGCACAGGACGGACUGACCCUGUGCCCCAGCCAGCCCAUGCCAUGCCACUUCCCUGAGUAUUUCUGCUACAGUGUUCUCCUGACCCUGCUGGCCUGCAGUGUGUUCCUCCACAUCAGCAGUAUAGGCAAGCUGGCCCUUAUGGUGCUGAUCCAGGUCACCUUCCUGCUGCUGGUGGAGUGGCCCCAGGUGGCCCUGUUCGACAACGCAGACCUGCUACUCACCGCCAACACCCUCUCUUUCACACCUUUGAAUGACUCUCUAGAUUGGUUUCCUAGUUUCAAUGAAACAGUUACAGAGAUGUGCCAGGAGAGUGUGACCAAGGUGUCUCUAAAGGUUAUGACCCCUGUCAUCCUGACGGUGUUCGUCCUGGCUCUGUACCUACACGCCCAGCAGGUUGAGUCCACUGCACGCCUCGACUUCCUGUGGAAGCUGCAGGCUACAGAGGAGAAAGAGGAGAUGGAGGAGCUUCAGGCCUACAACCGCCGCCUCCUCCACAACAUCCUGCCUAAAGACGUGGCCGCACACUUCCUGGCGCGGGAGCGGCGUAACGACGAGCUCUACUACCAGUCCUGUGAGUGUGUGGCCGUCAUGUUCGCCUCCAUCUCCAACUUCUCUGAGUUCUACGUGGAGCUGGAGGCCAACAACGAGGGAGUGGAGUGUCUUAGGCUACUUAACGAGAUCAUCGCUGACUUUGAUGAGAUCAUCAGUGAGGACAACUUCCGUCAACUGGAAAAGAUAAAGACCAUCGGUAGUACCUACAUGGCUGCUUCUGGCCUCAACGACUCUACCUACGACCGUGAGGGACGAUCACACAUCCUGGCUCUGGCAGACUAUGCUAUGAGACUCAGGGAACAGAUGAAGUACAUCAACGAACACUCCUUCAAUAACUUCCAGAUGAAGAUAGGUCUCAACAUGGGUCCGGUGGUGGCAGGGGUGAUUGGGGCCAAGAAGCCCCAGUAUGACAUCUGGGGGAACACUGUCAACGUGGCCAGUCGUAUGGACAGCACAGGAGUUCCAGACUGCAUACAGGUGACCACAGACCUGUACCAUGUCCUGGUAAACAAAGGCUACCAGCUGGACCACAGAGGCCUGGUCAAGGUGAAGGGGAAAGGCGAGAUGACCACCUACUUCCUGACCAGCGGUCCCAAUGGUACCAAGGGGAGUUAACGGAUGGCCACGGGACUACCGCUGGCUGCUAAUACAUGAAGAGGAGAGAGAUGGAGAGGGAGAGAGAGCGGGAGAGGGGGGAGUGAGUGUGUAAGAAAAGAGAGAGAGAGAUGAGAAAAAAGGGAACAGUUCAAAGCCCUGAAGGAAAUGUGUGUGUGUUUGUGUGUGUGUGUGUGUGUGUGUGUGUGUGUGUGUGUGUGUGUGUGUGCAAUCAUGUAUUCUUAUACACACUACUUUAGGUUUGGGUCUCAAAUGGCUCCCUGUAUAGGCCUUAGGGCCCUGGUUAAAAUUAGUGCACUGUAUAGGGAAUACGGUGCCAAAUGUGACGCAAACCAGGUAUUUUGUUCUCACUUCAAGGCUUUUGACACGAAGCUACUUGAAAGAUAUAAUGAGCGAAUUAUAGUGAAGACCUAUUGCCUUAGAAGGAAAUUACUGAUCAAAAGGCUAUAUUUGUUUUGUUGUGAGCUACACAACAAAUACUUCACAUCCGGAGCUAUUAUUUAUUUUUCACUGAAAUGGAUGGAUUUUUUUGUUGUCAUGAUGACCUUGUAACAAAAGCUACAUAUGUAUUAUAUGAAAUAUUCAAGGAUGAGAAGGAUGACAAUGACCAAAGAACAAAUGUUUUAUUAUGAGGGACUGAUUCUACACACAUCAACCUAUUUCUGUUUGAAAUGACUGCAGAAGGAACAACUGAAAUGACUGCGGAUUGAACAACCUUAGUCACUUUUGACAACAAGGGCCACGGAAAACAACAUCAUUGUCUUUGAUAGCGGCGAAUACAUUAUUGUUUUUGACUUUGAUAUGCUUGCUAAUACGUAAAGAGAGCUGAGAAAUCUUGUAUUUGAUUGUGCACUGUGAACGAAGACAGACCACACACACGCAGAGCAGCCUUGGACUGGAUUUCUGUGUUCCUUUCAGGGCCUUUAUUGUGUGCAGGCUAAUUCUAAUCCACAUAAGGGUGUGGUUUCUCUUUCCUAUGUAUCAUCAAUGACAUUCCCUCUCUAGAUGUAUUUUUUUUUGGUACAAGCCAAAACAGAAACUUUAGUGACGGACAAACAAACAACUGCAUCGCUACCAUGGUACCGGAGUGAGUGUUUUCAUUGCUGUGAGAUGUUUUAUAUGAAAUAAGUGUGUGCGUGUGAGGCUAAGUGUAUGCUGUUCUUUAUCUUUAAAGGGGCAUAAUUUUUCACUGUGAGGUUUUUAAAGAUUCUGUAUGACAAGUGGGUUUUGCUUCCCAAAUGGCACCCUAGUCCCUAUGUAGUGCACUACUUUUGUAGGGCCCUGGUCAAUAGUAGUGCACUACAUAGGGAAUAGGGUGCCAUUUUAGUCGCACACGUGCCAAAUUGAUGCUGCAAGGCUUACGCGUGUAGUUUUUAUAUAUUAUACUUUGGAGUUGUGUGUUCAUUCCUGAUUUUAUGUUUGUUGAUUUUAUUUAAAUCACCUUUACUUCAUGCCUUUUAUUUUACUGUGAAUAUGAUCACAAUUCCAUUCCAACCAUUAAUGUCUAAAAACCCACAAAUUGAUUUUGGAUUGUGUUUAAAGGAGGUGGUUAUCCACACACGGUGGGCCUAUAGCCUACAGUACAACAUGCACAGGAGAAUACACAAAAGUUAUCUGGUUGAACACUAGCUGUUAACUUGAAAUAAGAGGUACAUAUAAUGGCAGUAUCUGUACUCCAUAGUAUUUGACACCAUCCAAUAGUAUUGGUAUUUGGCACAUAGAUGCUCUUUACCCCCCAAAGGAGUAGUUGAAACUCAUCUUAUGAAUGUACAAAAUAUACUGUAUGUCUAUGGUGAAACUACUACUUAUUAUUAUUUUUGUGGUACAAACAUCAUCUGGUUUGUAUUGAAAGAAAUGACCAGAAAACUAGUUUUAAUGGUGCCAAUACAGGCUCCCAGAUCAGGACAGGGAUGUGGAAAGAGCUACUUCUGUAUUAUGUGAAGUACUAUUGCUGUUGAAUAGAAAUGAAGGUUUAUGUCCCUUGAUCCCACUUAUCCCCCCAAUACUGAGGCUCACUGUACUGUACCAGGGAGUAGGUUACAGUAUGUAGGCCCUACCGUGGUGACUUGUGGUCUCUGGCUAUCUAUCUUCUUCCAUCGACCUAUGUCAUGUUCAUUAGGAACGGAAGAAAAUAAGUGAAACAGGGAGGUACUACAGUACCUGAACUUGUCAAAUAAGAAAUGGCUUGUUUAGGUUUUUUGUGGCAUAACGGAUUCCUACUGUGAACACGAGCCUAAUGAACACGAGCGAGCCUGCUGAUCCUGAGCAACCUGUGUGUAGGAAGGAAUGGAUCUCUGAUUGAAGUUGUUUUUGUUCCCCCUUUUUUUCAUUUUUUUCAUCCUUUUCCCAUUAGUUUCUUACUGUAUUUGAGUUGAAAGGUCAACAAAAUACUGUUUGUUUGUUUUUCCAUUCCAAAAAUAACAAUAUAGCAGAAUUGAAGAAAUUAAAUGGUUUGAUUUCCCCUUAAAACGAAAUCAAUACAUUACUGUUUUGUGUUAUUGAUGAUCAUUUAUUUAUUAUAAUGUUACUAUUCAGUGUCUUCCCCUAAUCAAUGUGCAAUCUAGGCCUGUGUUUUUUUUCUGCUGUUUCAUUGCAAUGCACAUUUUAUUAAAAUAAUACGUUGGAUA